AUGGAAUCAGAGCCAUUUGAAGUUGUAGCCCUAGGAAGACCUCUGUUUCCUGGUAUGCUGUAUGACUGCCGCAAGGAUUCCUUCAUUCCAGGUGUUACUCUGUGGGAUAAGAAAUCAUUGAGUGAAGAUUUGGACAGUCGUCCGCAACUCAUGACAGAUUUGAAGUUCAGUAGCUCUGAUUCUCUCUCUAGUAAAUCCAGUCUCCUGGAUAUAAGUGCUUCCCUGAAGGCCAGCUUUCUGGGGGGGCUGGUGGAGGUAGGAGGAUCUGCCAAAUACCUGCAAGACACCAAAUCCUCAAACAAACAGUCCCGAGUUACAAUGUAUUAUAGUGAUACUUCCAGAUUCGAACAGCUCACUAUGACCCAACUGGGCAAGAUCACCUACCCCCAGGUGUUUGACCAGAAAACUGCAACUCAUGUGGUCACGGCUGUUCUGUACGGAGCUCAGGCCUUCAUGGUGUUUGAUAUGAUGUCUUCAGAAGGUGAAAGCAAGCAGGAGACUGAGGGAAAACUGAAUGUCAUGGUCAAGAAGAUUCCUGAAUUUUCUAUUGAGGGAGAAGGAUCUGUAGCAAUGACAGAUGGUGAAAAGAAAACCGCUGAGAAUAUCAACUGCACAUUUCAUGGUGACUUUCAUCUUGAGCAGAACCCCACCACAUACAUGGAGGCCCUGGAUUUGUACAAGCAGCUCCCCACUCUGCUGAAGGAGAAUCCAAAGAAUGCAGUUCCAAUAAAAGUCUGGCUAUAUCCUCUUUAUUUAUUGGACAAAAAAGCCGCUCAGUUAGAGAGAGAAAUCAGCACACGUCUGGUUUCCAACACUGCAGAUAUAAUGGAGGAGCUGGGAAAGGUAGAGAGGACAUGCAACGACCUGUCCAGAAGAACAGAGGUAAAUUUUUUCAGUGACAUUCAAGAGAGGCUGCACUCAUUUCAGGACUCAUUUAGCAUUUACAAGACAGUGUUUCAGAAGGCAGUGGCCAGGGUCUUGCCUGCUAUUCGAGGAGGAGGAGAGAAGGAGGAGAAACUGGGAGAUAUCCUGAAGAUCCACUACAGCUCCCCUUUUAAUGCUGACAAGCUUAACCAGUGGUUACAUGAUGCAAAGUCUGAACUUGACCUCUUGCGCACUCACACCAGGAAGCUGGAGCAGAUCAAAAUUGAAAACUUUGAUGAUCUGAACACCAUUCUCCUUGAUCCUGAUAUUGAUGUUGUGUUGUGCUUGACCUUCACAUCUCUGAAGUAUAAAGACCCAUAUCUUUCAACCCUAAAUGAGUUCCUGAAAUCUGAUAAGUUUAAAAAGUUAGUUGGAAACAAAAAUGCAUCUGUCGGAAAAUGGUUUAAUGAUCCUGAUGUAAUAGAAAAGAUGAGAGAGAACUUAUCUCUCUUCAGAGGUUUUUUAGAAGCCAAUAAAGAUAAAAAGAGAAUCCACUUCAUUAUUUCUGCUGUCUCUGAUCCCUCCAAUCCAGGCUCCUCAAUCUAUUUGUACGAAAAAGGGAAUCUGACAGACAAACAGUUCCAGCCUGUGUCAAAGCCGCCCCCACCGAUAGUGAAGGACGUCCAGGACCAAACUGUGUCCCUGAUACUGCAGAAGUCUCCGAGUGGAGUAACAGUGCAGUACAGAGUAGAGUACAAGGAGGUAAAAGCAGAUUCUGGUGCUGAGGAGAAGGAACAAUGGCUUUUCAUAAACACAGCUGAUGAAGACUUUACUCUGACUGGAUUGGAAUCCGGAAAGCAGUAUUUGAUCCGCUACAGGACAGUGGAUAAAGUGGGAGUGAGUGAAGCCAGUGAUACUGUCCGCUCCAUAUCGUCUGCAGCACAAGAUGUGACUGUGGGUGGGAAAGGAGGUGCUCCAUUCUCCUUUAAGAGCUUUUCCAGCAGCAUUAAGAAGAUCAGCAUUACUUGCAGCAAGAUGACACUGAACACAAUCGAGGUGACUUUCAACACUGGCCAGGCGAUGACAGUUGGUAAUGUACCAGGAUCUAAUAAACAUACACUUGAACUUAAUGAAAAUGAUAAAAUUGAAGCUGCAAAACUGUGGCCAAAUAGUCAAAAUAACAGAUGUGCGGGUUUGGAAUUUGUAGUUGCAAAAAAGCCAUUUUCUGUUAAGUGUAAUCAACUGGGUGAACCUGUGAGUGUUGAUGUGAAGUCUGGAAAGUGUUAUGGCUUUAUGGGGAGAAGUGGAAGUGAAAUUGAUGCUCUGGGUUUCUACUUUGUUUAG
Messenger RNA from Ctenopharyngodon idella (grass carp), 2208 nucleotides. RefSeq names its product cytolytic toxin-alpha-like. NCBI's taxonomy places the organism in Eukaryota, Metazoa, Chordata, Actinopteri, Cypriniformes, Xenocyprididae. The record is from RefSeq and is a predicted model, not a curated record. The coding region runs from base 1 to 2208 and encodes 735 amino acids. Gene Ontology annotation, molecular function: protein binding. The transcript is spliced from 4 exons.